Messenger RNA from Coregonus sp. 'balchen', 564 nucleotides. NCBI's taxonomy places the organism in Eukaryota, Metazoa, Chordata, Actinopteri, Salmoniformes, Salmonidae. The record is from the annotation of a GenBank genome assembly.
GUAGCGGAGAGGGCUUUGUACUUCUGGAACAACGAGUACAUCCUGUCUCUGAUAGAGGAGAACUGUCAGGUGAUUCUACCUCUGGUCUUCGCCACGCUCUACACAGUGUCCAAGGAGCACUGGAACCAGUGAGUGACCUCUAACCCCUAACCUAUAACCUUUGCUCUCUAAGUCUGUAUGAACUGUGAAUCUUUGCAGAUAUACCUCUCUAACCCCACCCUCACUCUUUUUCUGGUCCUGUCCUUCCUCCAUCCUCCCUCCUCCCUCCCCUCAGGGGAGAGACGAGAGGACGAGACGAGCAGAGGAGAAGAGAGAGAGAGCGAGGAGAGCAGCAGCAGAAAGGGCACAGAGCAAUAAAACACAAAGAAACAACAGAACCUACCACAACAUCCACAUCAUCCCUCCAAUUCUCUCUCUCUCUCUCUCUCUCUCUCUCUCUCUCUCUCUCCUCUCUCUCUCUGCAGGACUAUAGUCUCUCUGAUCUACAACGUUCUGAAGACCUUUAUGGAGAUGAACAGCAAGCUGUUUGAUGACCUCACUGCCUCUUACAAAGUGGAGAAACAG